AUGCCUAAGGCUAAUAGUUCUCGAGCUGCGGCUUCUGCCCGCAGGCAUAACCCUUUGGCAGACGACAUUACAUCUGCGGGGCACUUGCGGACUCAAAGUAGCAAAAAAAGCAAGCGCCAAUCCGAAGAUGGAGACGGAAGUGGUGGAAAUGGCCAGCGCUAUGUGGAUGCGAAGAUGACGCGCAAGAUUUUGCAAAUUGGACAAGAACUCGCAGACGAAGAUGCUGCUGAACAAAAACUGGCGAUGGGCGGGGAGGCCAAGCCCAAUGCGGCCUUUGACUUCGACACACGAUUUGACGAAGAGCCCUUAUCGGACGAUGAGAAGUUUGAAAAUGACAACUGGGAGGAUGAGGAGGAAGAGGUAGAGGAAGUGGAGAUUGACCCCAAUGAUUUGGAUAUGUUCAACAAAUUUAUGCCAGGCCACGAAGAAGACCCAAUAUUCCACCCGAGGGACCCAAAUUCUGCCGGCCAAACAACAAACCUUGCCGAUUUGAUCCUGGAGAAGAUUGCAGAGCACGAGGCGAAGGAAUCUGGAGAGACUGGUGGAAAGUUUGUGCAAGGUGGCGGUGCUCCUGAAGAUGCUGUUCAGAUCCCCGCCAAAGCUAUCGAAGUAUAUGAAAAGGUUGGCAUGAUCUUGUCUCGCUACAAGUCCGGUCCUCUUCCGAAGCCUUUCAAAAUCCUUCCCACUGUGCCCAAUUGGCAAACUCUUCUCUACAUUACCAACCCGGAGAGAUGGUCCGCAAAUGCAGUAUAUGCAGCAACUCGAAUUUUCAUUUCAUCCAAGCCCGCCGUGGCUCAAGAAUUCAUUUCAACAGUCCUGCUCGAGCGUGUCCGCGAAGAGAUCCACGAGACGAAGAAGCUUAAUGUGCACGUCUACAAUGCAUUGCGAAAGGCCCUUUACAAGCCCGCUUGUUUCUUCAAGGGCCUUCUUUUCCCGCUUGUGUCUAGCGGGACCUGCUCUCUGCGGGAAGCCCACAUUGUCUCUUCAGUGAUCGGCCGUGUGUCUAUCCCAGUCUUGCACUCUGCUGCUGCGUUGCUGCGUAUGUGUGACUUGGCAGCCGAGCAGUCUCUUCGUUCGCUCGAGAGCACCGGAGCGGUAAACACAUUCAUCCGAGUCUUCCUCGAGAAGAAGUACGCACUUCCAUACAAGGUCAUCGAUGCUUUGGUUUUCCAUUUCCUGCGCUUUCGUGCUGUUGAUGGCUCGGAGGACACCAUGAUGGGAGAUGGAAACUCCAAGGGCUACAAAUUACCAGUCUUAUGGCACCAGUCUCUGUUGGUGUUUGCCCAGCGAUACCGCAACGACAUCACCGAGGAUCAGCGUGAGGCUUUGCUGGACCUUCUGCUUGUUCGGGGGCACAAGGAUAUUGGACCCGAGGUCCGACGAGAACUUCUUGCUGGUCGUGGCCGUGGAGUGGUGGUUCCUGAUCCUGAAGCCCAGAAUGCUCUUGAUGCGGGCGAUGACACGAUGGAUGUGACGAUGUAA
Penicillium chermesinum is the source of this 1482-nucleotide messenger RNA. Its product is annotated as snoRNA-binding rRNA-processing protein ENP1. Gene Ontology annotation, biological process: rRNA processing. Gene Ontology annotation, molecular function: snoRNA binding. Lineage: Eukaryota; Fungi; Ascomycota; Eurotiomycetes; Eurotiales; Aspergillaceae. Gene Ontology annotation, cellular component: cytoplasm; preribosome, small subunit precursor; nucleolus. The transcript has 3 exons. The coding region runs from base 1 to 1482 and encodes 493 amino acids. The record is from RefSeq and is a predicted model, not a curated record.